Messenger RNA from Monomorium pharaonis (pharaoh ant), 3419 nucleotides. RefSeq names its product transcription factor Sox-11-B. Gene Ontology annotation, molecular function: RNA polymerase II cis-regulatory region sequence-specific DNA binding; DNA-binding transcription factor activity, RNA polymerase II-specific. NCBI's taxonomy places the organism in Eukaryota, Metazoa, Arthropoda, Insecta, Hymenoptera, Formicidae. The transcript has 2 exons. Bases 904 to 2265 code for a protein of 453 amino acids. The record is from RefSeq and is a predicted model, not a curated record. Gene Ontology annotation, biological process: regulation of DNA-templated transcription; cell differentiation; anatomical structure morphogenesis.
CUGAGCUAUAGAGUCAGCCGUUCGCACGGGUGCUGGUCAGUAGCACAUGAGCGCUCGUGGAGCGAGUACGUUUUACCUUCGGAGCGGGCGAGGAUGUCAGUUCGUAAUCGACGAGCGACUGUGAGAGGAGUCUAUUAACGAGUUUAACAACGUCUCUUCGGACGCGCGUGCACGUUGUCGAUCUCCGGAUAUCAAGAGGGCGAAAGAGUGAGAAGAGAGAGAGAGAGACACACACACAGAGAGAGAGUCGCGCACUCAAAGCGACGGAUUAAACUGCGCGCUGUUCUCGCUGCUCGGCGAGCACGUGUGGACGCGGAUCGCGAGAUACGUGCGGCGAUCUUAAGGAAUAGUCCCGCACGAACAAGCGAGGUUGGCCACAGGAGGGUGUUGCACGUAGUGCCGAUCGGAAAGAAGGGACGUCGACGCGGGGUCCACACAUCAUCAUCCACAGUCGAGUCGUCGCGCGUCCUCCACGGGAGAGAGAGAGAGAGAGGAGACUUGCGUGUUUACCUUCCCCUCUCCGCAAGGAUUUUUUUUUCGCCCGUUUCUCGAGUUUCGUCCCCGCGGAAGCGAGUACUCUGUUUUUUUGUUCUUCCCUCCCUCGGAUUUGUGAUUUCUCGGAAACGUCCCGCGAGACUCAUUCGGAUCCCCGUCGUCUCGCGAAGGUGCAUCGAGUUUGGUGGGGGAGAGCCGCCCUUCGAAGUGCCGCAGGAUCGUUCGCGACGAGUGAUCGACUCAGGGGAGAGAGAGAGAGAGAGAGAGAGAGAGGAGGAAAAAAAAGUAAAUAAUCCCCGAGUCCCCUUCGCCGAAGCGCGCGGGGAUUUGUGAUGCGAGACGCCGACUUGACGUCACUUUAAAGGUGAAGUGUGUCCGUGGUGUUUUCCUUUCGGAAGCGGCCCGAAAAUGCUGCCGUUGCAAAGCGAACCGAAGAGCAAACCGAUCUUCGGGUCGCAGUUCGUCAGCAAGGAUUCGCUUACGCCUUAUUCAGAUGCCACGCAGACGAAGAAGAACAGUCCUAAUCGCAUCAAGAGACCCAUGAAUGCGUUCAUGGUCUGGUCGCAAAUGGAGCGUAGGAAGAUCUGCGAGGUGCAGCCUGAUAUGCAUAACGCCGAAAUCAGUAAAACAUUAGGGAAGAGAUGGAAGGAGUUGACGGAUGAAGAAAAGUCUCCGUUCGUACGGGAGGCCGAGACACUUAGGCUGUUGCAUCAGAAAGAGUAUCCAACUUACAAGUACCGGCCCAGGAAGAAGACCUCGAAAUCCGACGGGCUCGUUUCGAAGGCAAAGGAGAGGAAGAGAUCGCGAAAAACGGAGUGCCCGUCGUCACCGUCCACAUCGCCGUCGGCAUCGAUAUCGACGCCCUCGAACAGCCCGACUUCGAUGCUGGCCAGUUCGUCCUUGUCACCGCUGUCGCCGAUCUCCGCGGCGCCUGCUGCUAGUCACGUUGCCAGGACCAGAAACGAUAAUAAUAACAACGUCCAACAGCAAAUGUCGAAGAAACCAACGAAAAGGCUCCAGACUCAAUCGAAUGUUAAACAGUCUAAGUUGAUCUCCAAGUUAACUUUGAAUACUGUAAAAAUGGAGAUGGAGACGCCACAGUAUAUGCUGCCCACUGAUGCGGAUUACACCUCAACCCCGGCAACAGUCGCUGCCAAGGUGCCCACCAGCCCCUGCGGUACCCCUAACUCGCCCGAGUCUGCCCACCUCGGUGAGAGCUACAAUCCCGAGAAUGUCACGCCCAACAAUACGUCGCUCUGCAACAUGGCUCCUAUCACGAUGAAGCAGGAACCAAAGUUGGAACCGAAGUUGGAGCCGUUGGAGUCGAUGGAAUUGGACCAGACCAAUUUCGCCUCGAAGGACAUAUGUCUGGAUAUAGACUUGCCAGCGAUGAUGCGAACGGACAAUCGCGGUUACUGUCAAACGAAUUUGACUUCCGCUGUCCGGCAGACGAAUUUCAACGUGAAGCGGGAGCCGUUGGAAUCUAUGAACUCCGUCGCUCAGAUGAUGCAACUGCAAUCGUCCGUCGUGUCGACCGUUCCUACAACGACGCCGAUAGGCACGCUUUUCGACGAGAACUUCCUUGACAAUGAUGAGGAGACCUUCAAGGACCUCACGAUUUAUGAAGACCCUAACCAACCUUUAAACGACCUGGAUUUAUGGAAGGAAGAGGAUUUCACGGAGGAAUUCUCGUUUUCUCGCAGUCCCGAAGAAAUCAUGGCCAUAUUCAAAUUAUGUUCAAAUUAUAAUCCAUCUGACGAAGGCUAUUGAAAAGUCCAACAAGAAGAUGAAGAGGAGGAAGGAAGGAAGGAUAAACAGAAUGUGCGUCGGUUUGUAUACAGCGUUUUCUUUUUACGCAGAGAAAGAUAUCGUUAAUCGCAUUACAAAUAAUCGUCCUCGUCGCGCGAGGACAUCGGCAGGGAAGAAUUCAUCUAUCGUUUGGACCGCGGGUGAACCGGUUGAUUUGAACAUCUCGGCCGAACGUGCCGACGUGAUGCGCGAAGAUAUAUAAUAUGUUAUCGCGCUAUCGAUUCUCUUUCACACGGAUCGCAUGCUCGAGUUCGACUGAACGAAUCAUCGUCCGCUAUCGCGCGUCUUCGUCUUUUGUACUUGUCGCUAGAGUAAAUGCAGCUCUUCGAAUGUACAAAGCGUUUUCUUCGACCAGCGCGCGUCGUGGCUUUCCGUAUUGCGUUUUGGGUUUCAUGCAAACCGAAUCUGCGACCGAUUAAUCAUCAAAUCAGAGAGAAUUUUCAAUAAUUAGAAUAUCUAAGCUAUUAAGAUAGAUUCAAGAGAUUCAAUCAGCGCCUAUCUAUUUUAAUUUAAUAGAACCCGAAUACAAUUGGCGCGAUACAAACUUAAUACCUUUGCCAGUCUUUUUCCUUAUGAGAGCUAGUUAGUCAGUUUCAAAAUUUUUAAGAUUUCAAGCGUAAUCAGAUGUUCUUUAUUCGAAUAUCAUGAUAAAAGAUUAGCAAAAUCUUAACUUAACGAACAUCUGGCGAAUUAUCUCCGCGCGGCGGAGAUAAUUAAUUAAUCAACAUCGAUCAAUGAGAAAAAAAAACGAUCGAUAGCCACGAUGCGCGACGGUUUCAGGAGAUUUUUCUUUUUUGUAUAUGUACUGUAUACUUUUGUAUGAAGUUAGGUAAGCGUAGGCGGGCGGUUGGGUCCGCGUGGUUUGAAGGUAAAUCCAUAUGAUUCGAUGAUAAUACGAGGAACAAAUAGAUUUUCUUAUCCCUACGCGACCUAGCCGUCCGCUUUUUGUUGUAUACAUAUAGUGAAGUUGUAUUUAGUAGAAUGUAAUGUACACUCAAGCUAUGAGUAAGCCCGAAAUCUUCAGCAGUGGAUCAAACAACGCACGUAUUUUUGUAUGACAUCGGUGCUCUUUCCUUUAUCUCUGUUAUAAAAUUACAUUCGUAAAAUUAUCUCAA